Molecule: messenger RNA, 4365 nt
Organism: Paramacrobiotus metropolitanus
Lineage: Eukaryota; Metazoa; Tardigrada; Eutardigrada; Parachela; Macrobiotidae
Product: spindle pole body component 97-like
Biological process (GO): meiotic cell cycle; mitotic cell cycle; spindle assembly
Cellular component (GO): spindle pole; gamma-tubulin small complex; equatorial microtubule organizing center
Molecular function (GO): microtubule minus-end binding; gamma-tubulin binding
Source: RefSeq, a predicted model, not a curated record
UUGCUAACAUCAUGCAUGGCAGUUUACGUAGGCACAGUAGGAAUUCAUGCAGCUCUGGUGGAUGGCUCGGCGUCCAACAUAAGUUUUAUCAGCCAGGAUGAGAUUCUGGAUCCCAAUAUCACGGAAACGUACAUGGGUGAAUGGAAGGACGAUAAGCGCACUGGGUGGGGCGUGGCUGAGCGGAGCGAUGGCCUGAAAUACGAAGGCGAAUGGCAGAAUAAUCGGAAGUAUGGUUACGGUGUGACGUACUUUAAGGAUGGAACCAAAGAGGAAGGAAAAUACAAGAACAAUAUUCUCAUAUCAUCUCAGAAGAAAAAGGCCACCUUCAUGUUGCGCAGCAAAAUGAGAGAAGACACCAGGGGCCAGUUCCGCAGCGUCCCAGAUUGCUCAAAAGCGAUAUUGCCGUGGGCCGACAGAACUGCUACGGCUCGAGGAAAAGCCGAACAAGCGGAAAUCGCUGCCAUGAAUGCCAAAGAAGAUGCUGAGAUUGCGAGAGCGUAUGCCAGCCAGUUUGGUCCCGACUUCAGGCAGGGGGAUCAGCCUCAGUUUCAUACUGUGAUCAGUCAAAUCGACGCCGUUGCUCACCAGCGAGCCCAGUCUCUGUACGGUGCCGGUCGCCGGCCGGCUGCUGCCAAUGCCAUCCCAGAUAAUCGAAUGCGUUCGAGUGUUACCGAUGAGGAAUCGUUUAUGCCGUCGGGAAUAGCCGCUCGCAUCGGCGGACGCCUAACUGUCGACGACGCUUACGUGGCCGACCAGCCGACCGGAAGUCGGCGCCACAGCUUGGUACCGCCCAUGACCGACGAAGAUUACGCACCGGAGCAGUUUCUCAAUCGGCAUUCUCCGCGACAGACCAGCAUGCGUGAAUCCGUGCGCUCCCACCGUUCGAGCCGAACACCCGAAGGCUCGCUUACCGCACAGAACGCCCAGGCCCGAUCGGCGAAUCUGUUGGCUCCGCGGCGUGUCGAUCACGGCACCACAUCCGUGAUGGCAGCCACCGUCAUGGAAAUGCCCGGCGAAAGCCACACCCCUGGGGCCGCCGACCCGCAAUCUCCGGUACCGGAAUUAAAGUACACCGACGCCGGUUCACCAUAUUAUGCGGCCACUCCCAAUCCCGCCCUGCUAACACCGCUGCAUGUCAACCAAUUAGGCACACCGGAAUACAUGCAGCAGGUAGUGGAUAAACUCUCCGUCCAACAGAACUCUCUCUCCGCCCGUCGGCAGUACCAUCCGCUGCGGACGGCGCCUCCUCCGUUAUCACCAAUCAACCGGCGCAGCACUUUACCCGCGGCUAUUCCCGACCCCAUGAUACAGAUCGUCGUACCGCCGAAACCGCCCCGUACACCCCAGUCACAAAUGACCACUAUACAGGAGAGCCGUAACGGUAGUACGGGAAGCUCGCUCAAUACGAAAACCAUUGUCCAUAGUCCGUCAGAUACAACCAUGACGACGAAGACAUCCCUGGGAACCCUUCCGCGGCAGCCGUCCCAGGAUGUCCCCUCUAAUCGCUCAUCGCAAAAUGCGGUCAACGGCUCACGUGGCGCUCUGGGGAGAAAUCCCGCGCUUGGGAAAAUCCCCAAGUUGGGCUCCAUUAAUAUGGGGGCAUCGUUUCGAGUCAGUAUGCCGGAUAUUUUCGAAGCCGCAACCGUCGAAGCGCCUCCGCCGCUCUCACGGGAAGAAGUGUCCCGGUUAAGCUCUGAGAGGCGGGAAGCGGUUAGAAAAAUGAAAGAAGAAGAGGAACGGAUACGGAAGAAUCCGUUAUUGUUUAUAUUCCAUCCCGCUGUUAAGCUGCCAUAUCUUCUGCUAGCGAAUCCCAGAUCCGUCACUUCGAAUCUCUGCGAAGAUCUGCAAAAGUCUCCUUCCCUGCAUAGAAUUCCCGAAAUAGUCGAGUUUCUCCAUUUUCUUUCUCAGACCAGUAAUUCCCCCAUUGGUGAUGGAUUAUGGCUGAACUCCAUCGACCGCAACUACCAGUCAUUAUCUCCGGAAUCCGGAUUCGCCUCAACGCCUGCGGAUGGCCCUGCAGCAGGAAUAUUCCCUGGAGCGACCAUUGGGAAGACUGUUCCCUUUCCCGAAACCCGUGUGCUCCUACCCUGUCCGCCUACUUCGCUACACGUGUGUAAUCUACCAAUAGUCAAUGAAAAUGAGCUGAUACGGGAUCUGUUGAGCGUGGUGCAUGGGUUUGAAGGGAGCAUUGUAAAGUUCGUUCAUGAUGGGUGUCGUUUCGUUCAGAGUCGAGAAAUUGAGCCUCACAUGCAGGAAAUGGCGCUGCGUAUUGCCUACACGGGAUGGAUUUGUCAUAAACUGAAAAAGUUUUGUAUUCAGAAGAGAACGGAUAAAGUUGGUGGGUUAUGCAGCCAGCGAAUGUGCGCUGUCGUGGAAGAUGAAUUACAGUCGCAUCGGAAGUUGGUGUCAUUGCUUGAUGCGAAGGUUCAUCGGGAUAACCCGACUACCGUUACCGAUUCUGGUCUCCAUUCUGGGCAACUCACCUUACGCAAAUUUGAGCAAGCUGUUUUUCCCAUCAGAACGCGUCUCGAUUCCCUUCUCAAUCUCAUCCGUGGUGCAUCAACCGGCAAAGGCGGAGAAUUGUUAACCUCGCUUCUUCACAGAAUGGCUGAAGACGGCGAUCCGGACGUGCGACAGUUGGGCGGUAAACUGAUUGCUGCGGCCGUGGAACCUUUUCUAAUUCAGUUGUGCCAGUGGGUUUAUUCUGGUUACCUCCACGAUCCGUAUCACGAGUUUUUUGUCUCUCUGGAUCACGCAUCGAGCGCGGAAUCCUUCUGGUCAGAUCGGUACAGAAUCUCCGAUUCCAUGAUACCGUACUUUCUUCCAGCGGAAGUGGCUAACCAAUUAUUUUCUGGCGGAAAGUCGGUGUCUUUUAUUCGUACUCAUUGUAAUAUGCGGUGCAAUAUUCCGGGAAUGGAGGUGUACAACAGUGAAUGGAAUUCCGAAUCGAUGGAUCUCGUGUGGGAUUACCAGGAGAACAGAAUUAAGCCGCAAUAUUUGCGCAGUCUUUGUACAGCCAGUGGAAUUGCGACGAAAUAUGUGGUGGAUAUGCUUUGCGUUGACCAUAAACUUGACCUUCAUUUGCUGGCCCUGAGAAAGUAUUUCCUUAUGAGCCGUGGGGACUUCAUUCAGAUUAUUAUGGAUAAUUUGCGUGACCGUCUGGAUCAACCCACAGUGAACGUAAUGUAUUCUGCUAAUCUUACGGCAACACUGUACGAAGCGAUUAAUAUGGACUUGGAAGAAGCAGAGGUGAUCAAAGCUUUGGAUACAGUCAUGGUUUCCGUGAGAAGCGAUACGGAAAUUGGUUGGGAUGCGUUCUCUUUAGAGUACCGGAUCACAGGGCCGUUGAUUAAUGUUUUAACAAAGCACGCCAUAAACAGAUACAAGAGAAUUUUUAGCCAUCUAUGGCGGAUUAAGCGAGCUGAAUAUUUGCUGUGUGCAUUAUGGCGACGGGAAUUGAAGCCGAAAGCGGGCGCUUCGAAUUUUUCAGGGAUGGAAGCACUGUGCCACGAAACAAAUUUAAUGAUGCACAGAAUGCUGCAAUUUAUUCGCCAGAUGCAGUUUUGUUUUGAUUUGGACGUUUUGCAACUUGGAUGGAACAAAGAAAUAAUAGCCGAUAACUUGAAAGCAGCUAAAUCGAUUGAUGACCUGCUGGCAUUUCACAAUGCCGCUUUAAAUGCUAUGGAAGAUAAAUGCUUUCUUCGGGAGUCGAAGAACUUGCCGAGCAACUGCGCGGACUAUUUGAGGGUCAUCUUAGAUCAUAUUGUUGCCUUCGAAGGACUCUUUGAUGAGGUGGAAGACUGCCUGUACCGGUCGGAUCUGGAUGAUGAAUCUAUGGAAAACAUAGUUUUUCGGAAAGCACACACAGUGUCUCAGUUACAUGCAAAAUUUACGCGUGACGUAGCUCAGUUUACUUCACAAUGGGAGCUUUAUGACACAGACUGUUCGGUACGCUGUCAGUUGGAUUAUAAUAGCAAUUAUAUGGACUCCGAUAAGAAAGUUCGCAAUCAAGAAGCGCUCAAUGCCGCUGGAUUUGCGAAUUCAUUUUCUUCCGUAAUGGAAAAUCCCAGUCAGUUUGAUGCCUUCUGAAUUUAUUUACAGUAUUUAUUUGGGUACUGAUGCCUUUAUUUGCCUGAUUUGGUGGCCUUAAAAUGUGGCUUCCGGCACGAUGUUUCCAAAUUUGUUGGCCUUGCGAUUGCCUUUUCUGAUUACAUUGAUUUUUUAGUUUUCCACUAACCGAAAGCAUUAGUUUUGCCAUGGAAGAGUUUGCGAUUUUAUAUUUCGUUAAAGCCCACUGUUUUACUUUUGUACAUUGGUUGCAAUGCUCGAUGAUUUGCUCUAAUUUUAAUAUUUCAGUAUUAAAUG